Oryza sativa Japonica Group (Japanese rice) is the source of this 1843-nucleotide messenger RNA. RefSeq names its product serine/threonine-protein kinase RIPK. Gene Ontology annotation, molecular function: ATP binding; protein kinase activity. The record is from RefSeq and is a predicted model, not a curated record. Lineage: Eukaryota; Viridiplantae; Streptophyta; Magnoliopsida; Poales; Poaceae. Gene Ontology annotation, biological process: protein phosphorylation.
CCCAUCUCUUUCCUGACGAGUUAUUAUUAACCCACCCACCCGGAAGCCACUGAUUCACGCAGCCACAAGCUGAUUAGAGUAGCAUCUGAUCCAAUCCAAAGCCACCCACUUCUUCUUUAUAUACCUCCCGCGCCAUCUCUCCUUCUCCCAGCUCGAAUCGGAGGACCAGCUCCGCCGCCGACGAUUCUUGACUUGCCUUCUUCUCCGGCGGCGACGAUUCUUGGCUUCUUUGGUUGAUUGGUCGGGCGGAGCAGCGGUCGAACAGCUUGCGGGCAUCAACAGGCGAGGCAUGGCGAGGGGGCUGUUUGCGUGCUUUGGGAGGGGAGGGGAGGAGGCGGAGGAGGAAGCAGGGAAGAGGCCGGCGCUGCGGCGGCGGAGGACGGUGAACCUCAGGUCGCUGUCGCUGGAGGACCUGUCGCGGACGCUGGCGAAGACGAACCUGCACGCCUUCACCCUGGACGAGCUCAAGGCGGCGACCAAGAACUUCUCCACCAGCAACUUCCUCGGCGAGGGCGGGUUCGGGCCGGUGUACAAGGGCUUCGUCGACGGCGAGCUCCGCCCCGGCGCCCUCGAGUCGCAGCACGUCGCCGUCAAGUACCUCGACAGCGACGGCGUCCAGGGCCACCGCGAGUGGCUGGCUGAGGUGGUGUAUCUGGGGAUGCUGAGCCAUCCUCAUCUGGUGAAGCUGGUAGGAUUCUGCAACCAAGAUGAUCACAGGAUGCUGGUCUACGAGUACAUGCCAAGAGGCAGCCUCGAGAACCACCUGUUCAAGAAUCUUCUUGCUUCGUUGCCAUGGUCGACGCGGCUGAAGAUCGCCGUCGGCGCGGCGAAGGGGCUCGCCUUCCUGCACGAGGCCGAGACGCCGGUGAUCUACCGCGACUUCAAGGCCUCCAACAUUCUUCUCGACAAGGAUUACACGGCGAAGCUGUCGGACUUUGGGCUGGCGAAGGAGGGGCCGCAGGGGGACGCGACGCACGUGACGACGCGGGUGAUGGGCACGCACGGGUACGCGGCGCCGGAGUACAUCCUGACGGGCCACCUGACGGCGAGGAGCGACGUGUACAGCUUCGGCGUCGUUCUGCUGGAGCUGCUCACCGGCCGCCGCUCCGUCGACAAGCGGCGGCGCGGCCGGGAGCAGAACCUCGUGGACUGGGCGCGCCCCUACCUCCGCCGCGCCGACCGGCUGCACCGCAUCAUGGACCCCAGCCUCGAGCUGCAGUACUCGGCGCGCGCCGCGCACGCCGCCGCGAAGGUGGCGCACCAGUGCCUGCAGAGCGUGCCCAAGUCGCGCCCCUGCAUGCGCGACGUCGUCGACGCGCUCGAGCCGCUGCUCGCCGUCGACGACGACGUGCCCAUGGGCCCGUUCGUGUUCACGGUCGGCGGCGAGGAGGCGGCGGCGGCGGCGGCCGGGAGUAGCGCCGCCGGCGACGCCGGCGACGACGAGCCGGCGAGGGGGAGCCGGCGGGGAAAGAAGCACGUCACGUCGGCCGUGCACGCGGAGAGCCCGCUGCGCGACGGCCGGUACGCGAGCAGGGUGAAACGACCGGAGAGCCCACCGAGUGUGAUCUGAUGAGUACAUAGAACAAACAAACUGAAUUUGUACAUAGCAAAACUACAUGGUCCUUGAUUCAUUUGUAUUAUACUACCUUUGUUCGUGAUGUUUUUUGUCUAAAGAAUUUGCUAAGGGAAACGUUGAUUAAUAGAGUUGUUUAACUCCCUUUGUAACUUGUAAGAAAGAAAAGGGGAGUAUUUUUCUAGAUUUUAGGCGCAUAUGCAAUGUGCAACUUUUGUUCAUUUUAACUACGAUUUAUCUAACUUUAAAGACUUUUAAUGUUUAUGCCUG